AAAAUGUUAAAUGUUAUGUGGAAAGUUUAUGUUGCAGUAUUUGCUAUAGAAAUGCUUAUAGGAUUUUACCUUUUCUCCAGAUUCUUAAAAAGGCUGUUCGCAAAAAGGACCCGAUGUAUACAUGGAUCCCGGUUACAGAGACCGCUGGGUGAUAUGCAUACGAUGCAGGUGGUAGUCGUGCUGCUAUUAGGACUGAUACCAGCUUUUGGGUAUGCUUAUGAGAUGGUUAUUAAGCAUGAUCCGUGGUGGGCAUACGAGAUGAAUGGAAACAGCAUUGAGAGCAGUUACCAGUUUUUCCAUCCUUACUACAAAGAAAAGCCUAAAAAGACCAACUUCGGAUGGAACAACCCUACAACUUCUACGAUCCUACACAAAAUGCCUAACAUGGAUUUCCGAAAAGUGCCGAAAGUGGAUUUCAGUAAAAUACCAAUGCCAAAGAUGCCAUCCAUUCCUUCUUUCCCGAAUAAACCUCGCAAAAUGUCGGAAGAAAGACGGAGGGCUAUGAAUGCUCGCGAAUGGCCAGAUUGGAUACCACCAAUCAGAAUGAUUAAAUUGCCUUUGGAUGAUCCACCUGCAUUCUAAGUGGCAUUCUGUGAAUGAUAUUUUUUUGCACUAAAUAUUUCAAAAACAUGUAUAUCAAUAGCCAAUGUUCACGAUUCGUUUGACAAGAUAAUGUGUUAUAGUUAUUUUACAUUUCAACUGGUGGAGACACUUCUUAAAAAUGUGGAAUUUAUUUGUUUUUCUAGCACUUAAUAACUUUCCUACGGUGAAUCUAUGUUUCCGAAUGACAUUUGUUAUUCUUUGUGGUCUUUUUUAUUUUUGUAAUUUAUAUGGGCAGGAUAAAUAAAAUAAUUCUAGAAGAACUCUUCGUGGGUUUUUCCAAGAAUGAAAAGUGAUGAGGAAUAUUUCUAAAAUAUCAAGAAUUACAAGAAUGGUGAUAAUCAACAAAUGUUAUUUCAAUCUUUAAGUUUGGAUUAAAGGAUUUUUUUUAAAAAAUCUACAA
Argiope bruennichi is the source of this 1003-nucleotide messenger RNA. RefSeq lists its product as uncharacterized. The transcript has 3 exons. The record is from RefSeq and is a predicted model, not a curated record. Lineage: Eukaryota; Metazoa; Arthropoda; Arachnida; Araneae; Araneidae. Bases 4 to 582 code for a protein of 192 amino acids.